Trametes versicolor FP-101664 SS1 is the source of this 1020-nucleotide messenger RNA. RefSeq lists its product as uncharacterized. The transcript has a single exon. NCBI's taxonomy places the organism in Eukaryota, Fungi, Basidiomycota, Agaricomycetes, Polyporales, Polyporaceae. The record is from RefSeq and is a predicted model, not a curated record. The coding region runs from base 1 to 1020 and encodes 339 amino acids.
AUGUCCUCUGUCACCUUCCACAACGACGUCGACGCGGUAGGUCUAUACCGCGAGUUCUCCGAGGAGGACUCCGCGCUCCUUACGAUGCCCCUUUCACCUGACAUGGACGAGGAGAUGGACCCGGACCUGCGAGCGCGGCGCCGCUCGAGCAAGAAGGCCGCGCGGGUCCUGGGCAUCACAGAAGAAGACAUGGAAGACUCACCCAUGCGCUACGCCAUGCGCUCCGACAGUGGCGUACAAGACAACCGCCGCGCGUCGCUCUCCCAACUCAACCUGACCUCGUUGUCGCUGCGCGACUCGCCUAGGGCGUCUGCGCCCGACGUCACGAUGAGCGACGAGGAGCCGCUCUUGGGUGGCUCUACCACGCGCCGGUCUCAGGCUGGCAAAGCCUACAAGCGACUCGGCAAGAAGCUGCUUGGGCCCUUCCAUCUCUCGAGCGUCCCCAAGGGCAAGGGGCGCAAGCGGAAACUCAGCAGCGGGGCCUCGCCCCUCUUUACCUCCACCCUAGCUUCUCCCUUUCGCGACAAGCGCUCUCAGGAAGACAUGGAUUGGGAGGACGAGGGGGCUGCCGGUCCGUCCUGCAGCACGCCCGCGGACUUCGACAUGUCCGCGCCGGACGAGGUCACAGCGCCCCUCUCCCCGAAGACCCCAAAGACGCCCCGACGCGCGCGCCACACCUCCGCGCCCACGACCCCGCGCACCAGCCCGCUCAGCGCGAAGAGCCGGCGGAGCAGCAUGGGCUGGCAGCGCACGACCCCGCGCACGCCGCUCUCCGCGAAGUCGUGGCGCUCGACGUCGGACAGCUCGCCGGGCACGGGCAGCGACCGGAGCCCGGGCGCGUUGCGGCGGCGGGCGAAGCGGCGGCGGGCGCGCGACAUGGCGUCGCAGACGAAGAUCCUGCAAUUGCUUGGGCCGGAGGCGACGGGGGCGGUCGCGAAAGCGACCAAUGUCAAGGAGACGAAGCUGCGUUAUCGAGACUUUGGGCGGCAGCUGCACGAUCGGCUCAGGAGGGAUUUGUGA